Molecule: messenger RNA, 6738 nt
Organism: Penicillium brasilianum
Lineage: Eukaryota; Fungi; Ascomycota; Eurotiomycetes; Eurotiales; Aspergillaceae
Source: the annotation of a GenBank genome assembly
CAAAAAGUCUCAGACGUGCAGAUGGCAUUCAAUAAUCAUUCCACCCUACUUCCCUAUCGAUCGUAGACGCUCCCCCUCCGCUCCUUGAUCUCCCCACGGUGAUCUCAAACGCUGGUGCCAAUCUGCCACUCCCGCUGCUCGACGACUCUCUUCUCUUUUCUCCCCGCCCCGAGUCGCCCAUUGCCCUCCCCUCCCCCAUCACCAUACCCACGUUCUCUACCCUCUCUUGUCUCGUUUCCUUCUCUUUCGUCAUCUUGAAUUUGUUUUCUUUUUCUCAUUUUUCUUUUGUUGAUUCAUCAGGGCCACCUAAUCCGAGUAGAGACAUCCAUUCGGUUGGGUGAUAUCUGUUGCCGAUCGCCAAGUGUUAUGGUUGGCUGCAUCACACACUCACCAACGCGCGCGUACCUGGUCAAGGAUCUCGCCGGCUCGGGAUCUUACUGAUUCGCUUAUCCUUGAGCAAUCGUGUUUGUUGUUCCUAGUCCCCUCUUCCUUCCAACUUUGCUGCUCGCGACACCCGCUCUCGCCUUGCCCCUACCCCCGUAUCGCAUCCUUUUUUCGCACGUGGUAAUAUCGUCAAUCCGUGGUCGCUGGCCGGCUCGAUCAUCCGCCCAGACACAGCGCGAACCGCACGCGAAGUUCAUUCUCCCAGGCACGGUGACUCAAACGAUGCUCGCGUGAACCGAAUACGGGUCAGUUCUAAAAAAGGGAAAAAUUGACACGCGCGCGAGUCUCGUUCACAUCUCAUCGGCAACUGUGAUCUCACACAUUAGGGGAUCCAGAAGCCGACUGAGGCACCGCACCCUCGGAGGAUGACAGCACCCCACGCCCACGGGAAUAGCUCUCUGACAGCCAUGAUGGAGGAUCCGUUCGUCUCGACCUCGGGCCAGCCCGCUGCCCCUCGUGAAUCCCACCGGUAUUCGUCAUUCGACACGCAACUCUUCAGUCUCAAUGCUUCUUCGCCUGCACAGGCCAAACGGGCCCUUGAGGCUCAUCUGGCGGAGACCGAGCGUCGAUUGGAGGAAGCGUCCAAGUUGGGAACGGCUCUCAUCGAGCAGCAGCGAGAACUGACGGAACAGCUGAAGGAAGUAGAGCAGCAGCAAGAUGAGGGGGAAAUGGGACCGGAACUGCGACAGCGACUUGCCGACCUCGAACAGGAGUAUAAUGAGAUUGGUCGGGAAAUCGCUCGUGCCUUUUUAGCUCCGAAGCGGUUGGCAGGUGGCUCGGAGGACCCUCAACCGGGUACUCCAGGGUUCGAUCAAAAGUCUCCCCUCAGUUCCGCUCUCUUUGCAAGCCAAGCAACCAAUUCUCCCAGCAAAGUCAGCGUUCCCUCCCGCAAGCAGCGCAACCAACCCGCCAGCCGUGUGCACGACAUUGAGUUCGCCACCGAGAUUUCGACCUCUCUUCUUGCCCAAGUUCGUCAAUUACAGGCCCUUCUGGCUGAGCGAGAGGAGACUCUCAAGUCAGUCAACCUCGAGAAGUCGCGGUUGGAAAUUGAAGCAGAAGGCUAUUCUCAGCGCAUCCGUGCGCUCGACGACAGCGAGCAACGUUACAAGGAUGAGAAUUGGGCUCUGGAGACGCAAACCCACGAGCUCAUGGCAGCUGUCAAAGAUGCUGUGGAGCGUGAGAAGAGACUCAACAGCAGCCUGGGCACUGUGAACUCGGAAAAGAACGCCGUCGAAAGGGAAUUGGAGGAGCUGAGGCAAGCCAAUGCCAAGCUAUUGGAGGAGCAAGCCAUCACACAGAAGGCAAAUGACUCUGAAAUUCAUCUGCUACGUCGAAACUUGACUGCCGGUGAUGCAGAGAAGCUUGCGCUUCAGAAAAAGCUUGAGGAGCUGACGGGCCAGAACCAAGAGCUGGCAAAGGCGGUUGCCAUGCGAAUCCGACAGUAUGAAUCUCAAGGAUCACGAGAUAUGCCCAACGAUGAGGACGAUGAAGAGGCAGAGCAAAUUACGCCCGAAAGCUCUCCCCCUGCGUCUCCCAAUAAGUUCACCCCUCGGCAUAAUCAUCUGGAGUCUGAGACUCUCAAGAGCUCGCUUGGUCAUGCUCAUCGUAUGAUCCAGAACCUUAAGAGCACCAUCCAUCGCGAGAAGACUGAGAAGAUUGAGCUCAAGCGCAUGCUGCAAGAAGCCCGCGAUGAGGUUGAACAGCGUCGCCGGGAGGCCAAUGCUCCCAACGCUUCUACCAAGCGCCUGAAGACCAAGGAUAAUUCUUUCCGCAAGCCGGCUCGCCCAGAUCUUUUGGGCGCUGGCCGCAAGGAAAAGUCUUCGGUCGAGCUGGAGAUCCAUGAUACUGAUUGGGAAGACAAUGCGGGCCAGGGCAGUCCUACUCGGCCCGUCACGAUUAGUUCAGCUGCUAGGAGCGGUUCUGGAGUUAUGUCCCCUCCCGAUGAGCCUAGUGAUGUCUACCAGACUGCCACUGAAGCCGAGGACGGAUUUGAGACUGCAAAUGAACGCGCAACGGCAACCGAGAGUGAAGCUUUCCAGACUGGCGUUGAAAGCAUGGCCGAUGACAGCAGCGACGACUCUGCGGAUCUGACAGAGACCGAGAACAAUCUCCAGACAACUCCUCGCACGCGUCGUGUUCCGUCUCUUAUGAUGGCCAAGGCCCGCGAUCGUACCUCCUACCACAGCACGGCGUCUGCCACAUCCGACGAGGAUGAGACAGACAGCGGUUUCCCCUCCCCCAGCCAAACUCACAUCUCUGGCCGUCGGGUAAGGUCAAAGCGAAGUGUUCUCCGGCGGAUUCGCCCAUCCGGAGAGGCCCCGAUGGCGUCUAGCAGUCGUCCAUCUAGCUCUCGCAAUUCCCCCGCGCCAAGCUUUGAACCGCUGCCCGUGGCUGGAGAGGGCCAGAGCCUCUUCGCGGAACUCGCUGAGCUGGAAGGGGGUGAUGAUGAUGAUGAAGAGGAAGACGGUGCAGAUCUUAAUUCCCAGGCCUCGACGCCGCGCAUGGACCCUUCAUCGGACUCUCGCAGGCCUUCUGAGAUCAUGCUCGACUCAUUGCCCAAGCCCAUCAUGGUUGAUUCUGGUAUGAUGACUGAGCCAUGGGAGCCCAGCACUCCUGUUGCUGCCGUAGCCGGAGCUGCCGUUGCGGGAGCCGCGGUUGCUGGAGCCGCUGGAGCUGCUGUCUCUGCCCUGUCCGAGACCCCAACUACGCCUCAGAGAAGCGUCGACCGUGAGAUCUCUGCGGAAGGCGAGGAGACACCCAAGCUGGUCAGCUCAGGUACCCAGUGGACGCCACUCAAGCCGGUUACUGGAGAUAAUGAUCACCUGGCCAAUGUUCCCACGCCACCAAAGAUGGCCUGGGACGAGCGUGCUGUGGAAUCCCAGCUGGUCGAGGCUAGUACCCAAGCCGAGCCAGCGGAGAUGGGCAUUGCCACUAUCUCUUCUCAAGAAACUCUUCCCAUUGCACCUAGCUGGCCACACCUGGCCGUUUCCUACCUCCCUGGUGGUUUCACGGAGCCCGUGAAACAUGAGCUUCCUGCUCCUGAGAUUCCGGAGAUGAGCUUCUCGUCGAUCGAGUCGCAGUCAACUGAGCCUGUGCAGGCUAUCAUCUCUGAGCCGGAGCCGGUGGUUCCUAUCGAGCCUGUUCGGGAGCUUCCCGAGUUGACCUUGUCUUCUCAUUUCAUCCAUUUCACCGAGCCCAUCCAGGCCCAGCUUCCUGAGUCUGAACCUCAACCGGAACCCGUUGUGGCCGAAAUGGCAGUGUCUGCUAUUUCUUCGCAGCAUACGGAGCCAUUAAGGGCUGAGCCUGCUCCUGCGCCAGAACCGAUCAUGAUUCCUGCGCCUAUCCCAGAACCAGUCCUCCCAGAUCUAUCGAUCUCUCAUCUGGAUCCAGCAUUCACGGAGCCGGUGAAGGCGGUGCCUGCUCCAGCACCAGAGCCGAUUGUGAUUCCGGCGCCUGUACCAGAACCGAUUCUCCCAGAUUUGUCUAUAUCUCUGCUUGAACCUGCGGUCACAGAGCCGGUCGACGCUGAGCCUGCUCCUGCGCCAGAGCCGAUCAUCAUUCCCGCGCCUGUACCGGAGCCAAUUAUCCCAGAUCUGACCAUCUCUCUAUUGAAUCCCGCUUUCACAGAGCCCGUCAUUCCUAGGGUAGUUGAGGUCCCUCCUCUUCCAGUGCCUUCCAUCUUCACCCUGCCCUCGGUUGAAACACGGCCAGUGCAGUCGGUGGUACGCACCAUUCCGUCUAUGAGUGACCUUUCAAUUCAAACAGACCCGGUGGAGGAGCCAAAGGUCGCGGCGGCUGCCGUUGUCAUCCACGAAGAUGAACAAGAUAGACUUGUCAACCCAGUUCGUGACCUUUCUGGUACCAAUACCAGUGAGCGUCGAACAAGCACCGGUUUGGCCUUGAGUGACAUUUCUGGCAAUGCUUUGCUACCUCAGUCAGACAGACAGCAGCCCAGCUUCGUCAGCUCGGACCAGGGAUCUCAGACGAUUCUCUCUGCAAAGCAAAUCGACCAGAUUCUCAUGGAUCGGGACUCUGCCCGGCCGGUGUCUUCUGCAGACAGCAGGCAGGGAAUGGAGAUGGCCGCACUUGGAGCCGCCGCGGGAGCCGUUGCUGGAGCUGCUGGAGCUGCUGCCGCCGCAUCUCCCUUCGCCACCCCCAAGCUUCGGCCUCGCCUCCAACCACAAUUGUCUGCCAGAUCUGGAGCGUCCAGCCAGAGACGUCCUGACACGGCCAGUAGCCAGACUUCUGCUCUCAGUGUCCACCCGCCCUUGCCAGCUGACCACCGUGAGGCCAUUGCGGCCGCCGAGAAGCGGUCUAUCGAUAUCCCUCCCCCUGCUCCUUCACCCGGCACAAUGGGACCUCCUCUAGCACCCGCUUCGGCCUACCGUGUGAACGUACACACUGCCCCGCGCACACCAAACGACCAGAGCACAGGACCUGGAUCCGCACGGACCGUCUCCACCCAGGCUCGCGUGAGGAGAGGAAGCCAGAGCCAGAUGUCAAGGCGGUCAUCGGUGUCGUCAUUCGCGUCCGAACUCGAGGAGCGGUUCAACAUGAAUCCCUAUGCUGGACCGGUGCCUCAUGGCUAUGGCGCUAACACCGACCCCCGAAUGAUCCAAGCCAUCACUCAGACCAUGAUUGGCGAAUUCUUGUGGAAAUACACCCGCAAGACUGGUUCUUCCGACAUGUCGUCCACACGUCACCGGCGCUACUUCUGGGUUCAUCCAUAUACACGCACGUUAUACUGGAGUGAACAUGACCCGCAGACUGCGGGCAAGUCUCAGCUGCGCACGAAGAGUGUACCUAUCGAAGCUGUGCGAGUGAUUGUAGAUGAUAACCCAUAUCCUCCGGGUCUUCACUGCCGAAGCUUAGAAGUCGUCAGCCCUGGCCGCAAAGUCCGCUUCACCGCCACGACAAGCCAGCGACACGAAACUUGGUACAAUGCAUUGGCGUAUCUACUCCUUCGGGAGGUUAACGAAAGUGCCGAAGAUAGCAACAGCGUGACUCUGGAUGACAUUGACGAGUUCAACCCUGGUUUCCGGUCCUCCUCUCGCCAGGCUGCCCGUAUGUCUUUAUCUUCGUACAACAGCCGCACUCUUCGCCAGCCGCCCAAGCCACAGCGCGCGACCUCAGCCAUGUCCAUGCGUUCAACCGGAGGAACUCCAGGACGUGCAUCUCCUGCUCUGAGCACGUCGGGACCAAAUUCUUCGUUGCAAGUUCCCGAAGACACUCAACCGCGGUCCUCGUCCCGUCUGAGCUCAAUCCUGAACAACUCGAUCCGCGGAUCGAUCGCCAGUCUCAAAGGACGCCAUGGUGCGGCUAGUCUUCAUGACGAGAGUAUCCGCGAUCAACCUAGCAUGGAGAACCUCGCACACCAUCACGAUGAUGAAGAUCGGCUCGAGAAUGUUCGCGCCUGCUGUGAUGGCAAACACGACGUUGGUUCGCUGUCGCGCAACAGCCGGUACAGCCCGAGAGUCGAUCGCAUCCACUCCCACCACUAAAAGCUUUGCAUGUUGCAUUGGAAUCGUUUCGAUCGAGUUUGUGGGCAGGCCCUCAAACGGUGAUGGCUUGCACUUAACUCGUAUAAUUGCCCACGAGUCUCUUUUACUUCCUCCUUGCCUGACAAGUAUCUUCACAUUCGUCACACUUGCUUCUGCAUCGUUUUAAUGCGCUCUAAUUGAAAAGUGGACUAUGGCCGUUCACUUUUUUUGACACACCACUUUGGAUGACUCGGGAAAUGCCGGUCUCGGAAAUCUUUCCAGCCAGCUUCUCUCUACUUACCUCUCCCACCUCCGGACCCGCUCUUUUUCUUCUACGCACACAUGCCUACUACUUCAACCUCGACCACCUCUUUCCUUUUCCAAUCCAACUCGCGUCAAUAAACUCUAUCACACUCUCCUACCACCGUCCUUCCUUCGUCAAUUCUCAGUGCUGUCAUUUCGAUCAUUUCUUUAUUUUAGUUUCAGCCAUGCUACAUCCAGUCUAACCUGACUAGUCAUUUGACAAUAUAUUUCAUUUUCUUUUUGUGGAUAUUUUUCGUUUCUUCAGUAUGAUUGUAUUCGGUCGUGUAUCUGAUCAUUUCUAUGUUGCCCUCUCGGGAUCUACCAUCGAGUCUGGUUCAUUGCGUGGACAGAUUGAGCUACGAGGUGAAACACAUCAAGAAGUUGGUCUACAAUGUGUCUCAGUGUGCCGAUCACUUAGUAUUAUGCCAUCCGCCUGGAAGGUAUAGAUGUCGACCCUUCUCCAAACCGAAUUAUAGUACUGAGCCAUCUAAAUCAGAAUAUCGAAUGGGAG